This is a messenger RNA of Uranotaenia lowii, 2877 nucleotides long. RefSeq lists its product as uncharacterized. The coding region runs from base 1 to 2877 and encodes 958 amino acids. Gene Ontology annotation, cellular component: extracellular matrix. Lineage: Eukaryota; Metazoa; Arthropoda; Insecta; Diptera; Culicidae. The transcript is spliced from 3 exons. The record is from RefSeq and is a predicted model, not a curated record.
AUGCAAACGCAUCGUUUGGUGGUUGGACUUGCGUUCGUCGCAUUUGGUGCCUAUGGUGCUACUCAAGAUGAAGUGAUAAGUGUUUCUUUGAAUAGCAGAAAGGUGAUCGGAAGAAUCAAUGAAAAGUUUGUCAGUUUUUCGGCAAACCCGCGCGAUUUUAUGGACGCUUCAGGCGACUCUUACAGUGACGCGAGUCUUCUGAUGGCUCGAAAAUUGAGUCCGAUGUUUUUGAAAGUGUUGGGGGACUCGACCAGCAAUCAACAGUUGCAAACAGAUGAUAUCGAUGGAAAUUGGCAAGAAGAUUCGGAGCUUAUUCAGUUAAGCUCAAAGGGGUGGAAUGCCCUGAACGAGUUGAUGGUGCAAACCGGAGUGCCCAUAUUUGUCUUAGACUACAAACCAGAUAGCUGGACCCCGAAAAAUGCACUUAGAAUGCUAAGCGUAGCCAAAAAGUUGGGAGUAAACCGUUCGCUAUGGCAGCUAGGAGAUGGAAAUGUUUUGAAUAAAACGCAAUACAUCGACGAUUUACGAGUUUUCCGAACGAUGGUUAAGGCCUUCGAUUUCAUGGGUGUUGUCGCAAAUGAAGUCGGUUCAUCUUCUGCUGGAUUUGACACUAGGGAAUAUUUCAACAUCCGGAUAAAUGAUGUAGCAGAUGCCGUUGCAGUGAACUUUGAACCAACGAGUAUCGAUGAUAGUCUGGAGACGUUUAUACAACAUCGUGGUGACAGUUUCAAUAGUCUAAUACAAUCGCAGCUUCCUUUAUGGUUAGACCUCAAGAUUCCAUCAUCAAUAGAAAACAACUUUUGCGAUGACGCUUGCCUACAAAACGGUCUUCACUACGCCACCAUUUUAGGUGAUGCAGCGCGAAGUGGUUUCGAUGCCGUCUUUAAAUCACUUUCUCGAACUGAAAUACAAACUCCGACUUUCAGUUUCUUGAUCGCCCUGCUUCAUCGAAAUUCUGUCGGUACUAAAGUAUUCGAUAUAUCGUCCCACACGGGUAAGCCGUCAGUUUAUGGAUAUUGUAGUCGAGGCAUCAACGGAUCGCUCACUAUUAUGGCCGUAAACAAUCAACCGGAAGAGCGUCAUUAUUCUGUAAAGCACAACAUAAAAAAAUAUUCUACAGAAGUUCAACAUUUUGUUGCAACCGUUUCAGACGGGAUAAUUCUGUUAAAUGGUGCAUCAUAUGAUCCAACUACACUCCUUAAGCCUGUAGUUAAAAUUGAACCACUCCUCAAAGAACUUCACCUUAGUUUACCUGGCUCUUCGGUUGGAUUUUGGAUUGUACCUGAUUUGAAUCUACAUGAAUGUAGCCAUGAUGAUGAAGAGUCGCGAGCAAAAUUUCCACGUGAUGUAUCUAGAGAGCUAGCUCCGAUAACACAGUUAUUGCGGGAGUUGAUAAAUGAGCGUGAUCAACUAGAUCUCACUCAACAAAGUCGCCGCAAGCGAUCUCUGGGAGAAGAAGAUGCGUUAGAAAAAGAGCUGGAGAGAAAACUAACGAAACACAGUUCUAGAAAGGUAGCAGGUCGAAGUCCACGACAAACCCGAAAUUUCCGUCGCAAACAGCGAACUAUUCGAAAGAAGGAAAAACGCGCCGACAGAAGAGACUUGAAGAAGCAAAAACGGCCGCUCAUGGAGCGAAUCGUUCGGAACCGCGUUCGUCGAUUGAAUCCUUUCUCUUCCAGUAAUACGGGGAGCAAAAAAACCAAACGAUCUUUCCUAGCAGAAGCAGUUCAUCACCCGCCACACUUCUCAAACAACAGCGAAGAAGAAGCGGACCGGUCCGGUUUUCCACAAGGCGAUGUCCACCUAGUAAUUUCAAAAGAUGCCGGUGAAGCGGAACAUCUUUCUAUCGAUAGAUCUCCCAUAAGAGAAACGCGACCGAAGAAAUCUCGUAAAAGUAAAUACAAAGAAUCUCGAAGCGAAUCGGAGAGAGCACUUAAAUUUUUCAUCCCAGAGAUGGCUCUGAUGGGUGGGGGUGAAGCACGGCCAAAAGAAGACUCUACGGAGAUGGACAUGGCUAGCUCAUUCAAUAUGGAUCGCUUCAUUAGAUCGAAAAUUCCCAUGGGUCAACACAUGAAACCUCCAAAAGUGAUGGACGUGGAUCGUGAUUUCGUCGAGGUACGAGACAUUAAAGUUAUGGAACCAGGAGUAGCUCCAAUUCAUCAAAGUAAGGAGUCUACAGAAAAGGACACCGAAACUGACUCAAUCGAUCCAGAGGGUAACUACAAAGAGGAACCGGAGGAAGAUGACGUAACAAUAACGACAACCACAGUUUCACCUGCCAUAGAAGCAAUCAGCGAAAGUGAGGAAGAAUCGAACGAGUCGGAAAUGGAUGUUUUCACCGAAUCGCCGGAAUCACUUCCAGACGUGUCUUACGAGGAUACCCAGGAAACAUCAAACAAUCGCAAAAAGCGUUCGAUAACCUCCGAUGAAAUCACUCGUAUUGAGGCAUUCUUCGUGAACAACACCGACUUGCAGCAAAAGUUUACCGAACUGUUCGAAUUGAUGUUGCAGUCUUUCGACUGCUGUGGUGAUUCCACCGAGAACUCCGCAAGAGAAGAUUUGGAAGAUACACCAAGGCUCCGUCGAAAACGAAAUGCCUUGCUUCAUCCUAAAUCCUGGGAAAGCCGAGAGCGAUCGAACAUGAUCCAUCAGCAAAGAUCCCUCAGUGAUUCCCACGACGAUGCGCUGUCAACUGAACUUUUCAAAAAAGGAAUGAAAGUGUCGAAUGCCAAGCCCAGCAUCAACGGUCCAACGAUGCAGCCAACGGCCACCCGGGAGGUAACGAUGUUGAGGUCCGUGACUAAAUUCGUCCAGGGAAUGUCCAGCGACUUCCACAGGCUAUUCUCAAGUUUGUUCACGAAAAUAUCGACAGAGUAG